AUGGCAAAUGAGGCCCGACUCAGCACCCGUAGACGUCAACGGGGUAAUAUUCAAGCCUCGAUAACGAUGUUUAAAGCAACAUUGGAAACAUACACGGGACUUCCCAUCGAGGAACGCAUUCCAGAGAGACUCCAGUUUGCAUUGGACAAUUUGAAGGAGCGAUUCCAGCGUUUUGAAGACAUCCAGGAAGAGUUAGAAGAGGCUGACCCAGAGGUAGAGUGUCCGAAACGCUUUGAUAUAUUGCAGAAAUACGAGACAGUCGUCGGUAAUGCCCUGCAUCAACUCUCCUCGCGACUAACACCCGCCCUUCAGCUAGGACAAAACACUCCAGCGCAGCCUGCAACAGCAUCUUUAUUGUCACUCAUGCGUCUGCCUGAACUGGACAUUCCCAAGUUCGACGGAUCGUAUGAAGCAUAUCAUCCAUUUUGGGACUUAUUUGAUUGCACUAUCAAUCAGAACUCUGACCUAUCGAAGGUCCAGAAACUCCAAUAUUUUCGAAGUCUCCUUACUGGACGAGCUGCAAAGGCCAUUGAAUCUCUGUCAAAUACUGAGGAGAAUUAUGACACUGCCUUGGAGAUCAUCAAAAAUAAAUUCGACUGCACAAGAAAAAUCGUCCGCAGACAUUGGGAACUGCUGCAAGAGUAUCCAGCUCUAUCAAGGGAAACACCAGAGGCACUCGGUCAUCUGGUCGAUACAUUUUAUCAACACACUAGGGCGCUGAGUAACUUGAAACAACCGGUGGAUGAAUGGGAUCUGCCGCUCAUCUAUUUAAUACAAUCGAAGAUCACUCCAGAGACAAUAUACCAAUGGGAAUUGAGAAUCAAGGACUCCAAUCUUCCCAAAUACACAAAUCUACUAGAAUUUUUGGGAAAUCGCUCGCAUUGCUCUUCAGUGACUACCUUAUCACCACGGGGAGAAAGAUCCAACCGUAACCGAGGACGACGACAGGCUUUUGUGACCUCCAGCACAUCAACACCAGUCUCAUGCAUCAUGUGCAAAGAAAACCAUACGAUCAUGAGAUGUCCCAAAUUCAAAAAAUUAUCACCAGUGGCUCGGUACAAGGAAGCAAAGAAACUUUCUCUCUGCAUCAACUGCCUCACACCAGGGCAUGGUGUCAACAGCUGUAAUUCGAGGAGCUGCUCUCAUUGCAAUCAACCUCACAACUCUCUGCUGCAUCGAACAGAAACAACAGCAAGCGAGCAAUCCUCUACUCCUGUGAAGACAACACCGAACAACCUCUCCUGA
Diachasmimorpha longicaudata is the source of this 1245-nucleotide messenger RNA. RefSeq lists its product as uncharacterized. Bases 1 to 1245 code for a protein of 414 amino acids. The record is from RefSeq and is a predicted model, not a curated record. NCBI's taxonomy places the organism in Eukaryota, Metazoa, Arthropoda, Insecta, Hymenoptera, Braconidae. The transcript has a single exon.